Messenger RNA from Alligator mississippiensis (American alligator), 4355 nucleotides. Its product is annotated as histone H3. NCBI's taxonomy places the organism in Eukaryota, Metazoa, Chordata, Crocodylia, Alligatoridae. The coding region runs from base 1180 to 1590 and encodes 136 amino acids. The record is from RefSeq and is a predicted model, not a curated record. Gene Ontology annotation, cellular component: nucleosome. The transcript has a single exon. Gene Ontology annotation, molecular function: protein heterodimerization activity; DNA binding; structural constituent of chromatin.
CUCAAUCUACCAAGUCUCCUAGCAAUGUGGAGUUCUCUGUAUUGUUCAGUACUGAUGACUAUAUAAGAAUGAAGAUGUUCUUCUUUUCCUCGAUAAAAACAAAUUUCCUGAAAACUGUUCUCUUUCUUUCCAGCCCAAUUUGAGAAUUUGCCCGGAAGAAUGAACAAUUGCUUCACUUUUGAAAACCCCGCGCUGCCCAGUGAUUGGCUAGUUACAACCCAGCUCCAUAGUCUCACUGACACAAUAGGCAAAGACAAGUCGCGCGCAAAUCUUCACCUCCCCGGUCGAGGAUGUUUAAAUCUUCACUCAGUACGAGAUCGUCUCCUCUACGAUGCUCUGCUUCACUUCCAAGCAUAUUCGUAAAACAAUGAGGAGAUUAAUUUGCAAUUAUAAAUCUGAAAAUAGGAUCCUAUUCAAAAGGAAGUGUGUGGGGGCGGGGGGAGGUGCUUGUAGGGCGGUGUUUUCAAAGAUUUAGUGUUUUGUAGGCACUGCAGCUUGAUCCAACUAAAACGUCGCUCAUUAUUAUUAUUUUGAGAGGAAGGUAAGGCGGGAGAGGUGAGGGAGAGAAGUUAUGUCUUAAUAAACUUUAUCCCAUGCUACUGUCCCUUUGCCUUUUUUAAGGCAAAUAUAUUCUUGACAGAAAAAAAUAGGUCAGGUUGAAAAAAAAAAGAUGGACUUUUUAAAAUCUUUGGUCAAUGUACAUGCUGUAAGGGAUCGAUCACUAUGCAGACCCCUGAGGUCUCAUCCUUUCGGGGUCUGAGGGGGACUGCAUACCCUCUGUCAUCCUUAGAUGAUUGUUCACUUUUAAGAGAAAAAAAAGGCCUUGAAUUUUAGUAAUCCAGUCCAUGGGUAAGACACAGAACAAGAAAGAAAGAAAGGCAGGGAAAGGAAACAAGCUCACUUCUCCCCGCUCCCGCCCCACCUCCAAAUUAAACCCAAAGCACCAAAAAAAAAAAAAAAAAAAAGCCAGUGAGCUGGGGGGCCGGCGAGAAGGAUCAGUUUUUAAUUGUUCUAAGCGCGGGAUUUUCAAAUUUUCAAACUAUCCAAUGACAUUUGACCGGUUGCUACUAACCAAUCAGAGAAGGGAGGUGGGUAUAAAUAAUACCCUAAGCGCCGGGCUUUAUACAUUGCUGUUUAUUGCGUGCUUGAUCUCGUUCUGGAAAGUCGUUGUCACUGAGAAUGGCCCGCACGAAGCAGACUGCGCGCAAGUCGACCGGUGGCAAAGCGCCCCGCAAGCAGCUGGCGACCAAGGCGGCCCGCAAGAGCGCGCCCGCCACGGGCGGCGUGAAGAAGCCGCACCGCUACCGGCCCGGCACCGUGGCGCUGCGCGAGAUCCGGCGCUACCAGAAGUCGACGGAGCUGCUGAUCCGCAAGCUGCCCUUCCAGCGCCUGGUGCGCGAGAUCGCGCAGGACUUCAAGACGGACCUGCGCUUCCAGAGCUCGGCCGUCAUGGCGCUGCAGGAGGCCAGCGAGGCCUACCUGGUGGGGCUCUUCGAGGACACCAACCUGUGCGCCAUCCACGCCAAGCGCGUCACCAUCAUGCCCAAGGACAUCCAGCUGGCCCGCCGCAUCCGCGGCGAGAGGGCAUAAAAGCCGAAGGUCGCCCCCUGCCUGGCAUUCUGAAACCCAAAGGCUCUUUUUAGAGCCCCUCCAACUUCACUGAAAAGAGCUGGAACAUGACUAAUUGAAACGUGAUAGCUGCUUUUAGGUGUAAUACGAAGGGCAAAUACAUUGUUAACAAUAUACUUCACCUGUCCCCAUGGCCCCUCCUCCCCAUACACAAAGGACUAGAUCAUUAAAUAUAUUCAGAAUGUUACAGGUAGUGACUCAGUGAUUCAAUUGCAUAUUCAUCACCAAUUGAUUUUUAAACUUGAUAGGAUUCUGCAGAUAAAGCCACUGCCCAGACCACUUCAGUCUCAACUCUCCUGUGUACUUGAUAAUCAGAAAACAGUGUCUUUCUUCUGUUAUUCUACCAAGUCUGUAUAAUUCUUAUUACAUUAUAUUUCUAUUUUAUUGCAAAGCAUUAUAGUUCUUUUGUUCAGUUUUUCAUUUUGGCAAGAUGAGUGUAUUUAUUUAACUCUAACCUAAAUAUCCUGCUGAUUUUAGACAUUUUGCUGAUGUGCUUGUAUGCUUUUUCUCUUGUAGUCUGUUCCCAUUUUUAAUGGUAGAUUCACAGACACUGUUGUAUUACUGAAAUCUUUCCCCAAGUUUUAUUGGCAAUUUACUCUUUAGGCUCCUUCAGCUUUUCCGCAACUUUAAACGUUUGUCUCAAAAUCAUUUACACACCAUCUGAUUUAAGCUUCAGCCCAUCCUUUUCCUAUUUGUUCCCCUUCCUCUAAAUCUUCAGCACAUAAGAAACUAAAUUCCUUUUUUAAGACCAUUUUUCUCAACCACAUACUGAGAUCCUGGAUUUCCUUCUUUUAUAAUCUAUACACAAGGUCAAUAAUUUAUAGGUGUGGACUAUAGACCUAGAAUAGGCCUAAAAGAUAAUAUAUACUUAAAUCCAUAUAGACCUGUAGUGUUUCACAGUGAUAUAAAUCAACAUAGCUACACUUCCUGUCUGGCUUCUCGCUGAGCUACUUGGCCAGUAUUUGGGGCCAGUCUUACUAGAUUAAGGUGUGUGCGCGGUUUCCCUCACACUGACUGUUGUAGAUUUGGUGACGUCUGGGUGGCUGAAAUUGUCCUGUUCACAGUUGUGUUAUUUGGGGCUUUGUCCCUGCACUGGGGAAAUAAACCAUGUUUCAAGUUUGUUUCCCAUCUCUUUAUUAGUGAGACUUCUGCCAACAGUGUCAGAACCUGACACAUCCCAUCCCCCAAAAACACACACAGCUCUAUAUAAAAAAAAACCAAACACAUAAUAAAUUAGUAGCUCAUGUUUUGAGGAUGUUAGUGUGCAAUCAACAUUAUCUUAGCCAUGUCUUGAUUAAAUAGUACCAAAACUAUUAAUGGUUGAGACACAGGCUAGGCCUCUUUAGGGUGGUAGAAAAGGAUUAACUCAUUUAAAUUGUCCAAUUUAAGGCUUGCUUGAUGUUCAUUGCCACUCUGGAAUCUAACAAGGCAGUGACCAACCUAGGAGUUGCCUGAAAGGAUUUAGUGGUUUAGAAUUAAUGUACAUACCUUCUAUUUUCUUUAUUGAGUUUCUCUUCAAAUCUAAUCGUAGAAUCAUAGAAAAUUAGGGUUGGAAGGGACCUUAGGUGGUCAUCUAGUGAGUCCAACCCCUCUGCUCAAAGCAGGACCAUUUCUAAAGAGAUCAUCCCACACAGGGAGUUGGUCUUAAAAACCUUCAAGGAUCGAGAUUCCACUAACUCUUUGGGUAACCUGUUUGCUUUAUUACCUUCCUGGUGAGACAGGUUUUUUUCUUAUAUGUAACCUAUACUUCCAUUGCUGAAACUUGAGACCAUUGCUCCUUGUUCUGUCAUCUGCCACCACUGACAACAGUCUAGCUCCAUCCUCUUUGUAACUACCCUUCAGGUAGUUGAAGGCUUCUAUUAAAUCCCCUCUCAGUCUUCUCUUCUCCAAACUAAAACCCAAUUCCCUUAGCCUUUCCUCAUAAGUCAUGUCCCCCAGUCCCCUCACCAUUAUUGUUGCCCUCUGCCAGACUCUUUCCAAUUUGUCCACUUCCUUUCUGUAGUGGGGGACCCAAAAUUGGACACAGUUCUUCAGAUGUGGCCUCACCUGUGCUCAGUAGAGGGGAAGAAUCACUUCCCUCAUUCUGCUGGCACUGCUCUUACUGAUGCAGCCCAAGAUGUCAUUAGCCUUUUUGUAACAAGGGCACACUUGGUUCAUAUUCAGCGUACUGUCUACUGUACCCCUAGGUCCUUUUCUGCAGAGCUGCUGCUUAGCUAGUCGGUCCCCAGCCUUUAGUGGUGUGUGCAAUUUUUCCGUCCGAAGCGUGGGACUUCACACUUGUCCUUAUUGAACUUCAUGAGAUUUCUUUUGGCCCAAUCCUCCAAUUUACCAAGGUCUCUCUGAAUCCUAGCCCUGCCCUCCAGCAUAUCUACUAUUCCCCCCCAGCUUGGUAUCAUCUGCAAACUUGCUGUGGGUGCACUCUAUGCCAUCUUCCAGGGUGUUGAUAAAGAUAUUGAGCAAAAGAAAAAUUGAACUGGAGUCUACAUUCCUGGUUAACUUGGAAGUUGACAAGAUAAUCAAGGGAGGUAGAAUAUAGAUUGAAAUAGGAAUGUACUAAAAUGCAAGAGAAAGAAAUAGUAAGGUGUUAUUUGGCUGUAUGUGUUAACUUAAAAUUGGAUGGUUCAACAAUGGUACAUAUACAUGCAUUUGUAUAAAGACAUAUGUUUUCAGGGGAACUUUGGAUUUGUGCAUGACAUUCAUCUACCCCCUCCCUUUAUAGUUUUAAU